Messenger RNA from Manduca sexta (tobacco hornworm), 1629 nucleotides. Its product is annotated as serine/arginine repetitive matrix protein 1-like. The coding region runs from base 1 to 1629 and encodes 542 amino acids. NCBI's taxonomy places the organism in Eukaryota, Metazoa, Arthropoda, Insecta, Lepidoptera, Sphingidae. The record is from RefSeq and is a predicted model, not a curated record. The transcript has 3 exons.
AUGCCGAGAAGGGAAAAAGGCAAAGGAAGGGGAAAAAGACGGCCCAGCCCGCUCUGGCUCCCGCCUGCCCCCACUAUCCCCGCUCCAUUGCUGGCCUUCCAGCGCCCGCCGCAAGCCGUAGCGGGCCCCUACAGUGGCGGCGUCGACACCCGCGAUGGCACCAGCAACCGCGAGAAGACGAGAGAAGAGCGCCGCGCCUGCAAAGAAGCCGGCACCAGGCUCCCAAGUCGAAGAAGGGCGGAAGAAAAGAGCCGGCAGGUCAACCCGCGCCGGAGCCCCGUCCGCUGCCGCCGGCCCUGCCUCAAUGGAGACGCCAUGGGUCGAGGUGGCCAGAAGGAAAAGAAGGGGAAGUCGACAGCAGCGCCAACAACAACAGCGCAGCCGCCAAAACCUUCGCGCCGGAAGGAACCCACGACCGCCACGAUCUGCGGCCGUGGUAAUUCGUUGACUCCGGCUGCAGUGGCAAAGGGUCUGACGUACAAGGGCGUCCUCACGGACGCACAGAAUCGCGUGGACCUCACCGGAUUGGAUAUUUCGAGGCUAAAGCCGAAGUUUACGGCCACGGGCGCCCCAUUGGGCAAGUACGUCGGCCUCAAGAAAGCCCAGUUGGAGCGUGACAGGCUACAACGGAAGCGGCGCGGAAAGACGCAGAGAAGGAGCUGGAGGACCAGCUGCAAUUUAUCAAGUCGCCGGUCCCCCAGAAUAUCAGACACCGAAGAGGACCGUCCAGUACUGAAGGAAGACCUACGCACUUCCCAGAAGGCGCUUAACUGGGUCACGGACAAGAUCGUGAAGUACGUGGAACAGCCUGAGUCCGCUGUCAUUGCGCGCCUCGAGGAGGAAAUAAAGAAGUGGCAGGAACACAGUGCCCGUCUUGAAGCCAACAUGAAGGCCAUGAAGGAGGAGAAUGCCACCCUAAAACGACGCCUCGAAGACCUGGAGGCGUCCGCAAACAAGUCAUCGACGGAGGAGAUGCUGGCGAUGGUGGAAGCGAGGGUCCAAGCCAGGCUCGAGUCGGCCCUGAUGGGGCCAGCCCAAAGGCCCACCCUCGCCCACGAAAGAAGGACCGCCACCGGGGACACAGAACUCCCCGUGACGAGCGGAUACGUAGGAGGGGCGCCGAACACCCAAAACCGGCCAAAGGCAAGGGAAAAAGGAAAGAGAAGGGAGCAGCCCAACCCGCUCCCGCUCCCGCCCCCUCCCCUGCCCCAGUCGCUGGGCCCUCCAGCGCGCCGCCACAACCCGUCGCAGGGUCCCUCCACGGCCCCGGCGACUACGACGGCAUCGACGGCAAAGAAGACCCAGGACCGAAGGAGAGAGACGCCGAAACAAAAGCCCCAAAAGGGCAAGAAGAACGGACCGCCUCCAGCCCAACCCGCUCCAGAGCCCCGCGUGCUGCCGCCAGCCCCGGCUAACGUGGACACGCCGUGGGUCGAGGUGGUCAGAAGAAAGAAGAAGGGGAAGCCGGCAGCAGCGCCAACAAACAGCACGCAGCCGCCGAAACCGACGCGCCGGAAGGAGCCAAAACUGCGGCCGCCACGUUCUGCGGCCGUAGUCAUCUCUCCCACACCAGCAGCAAUUGCGAAGGGCCUAUCUUUACAAGAGCGUCCUGACGGACGCCCAAAAUAA